Schizosaccharomyces cryophilus OY26 is the source of this 432-nucleotide messenger RNA. Its product is annotated as But2 family protein. The record is from RefSeq and is a predicted model, not a curated record. Bases 1 to 432 code for a protein of 143 amino acids. The transcript has 2 exons. NCBI's taxonomy places the organism in Eukaryota, Fungi, Ascomycota, Schizosaccharomycetes, Schizosaccharomycetales, Schizosaccharomycetaceae.
AUGAAGUUUUCCUUGUCUGCUGUCUUCCUUACUCUUCUUGGAGCCACCUCUACGUUGGCUGCUCCAGCUUCAACAUCGUCUCUUGACAAACAAUUUGGUAUCGUGAGUAGUCACUCUGGUAACAUUCAUGUUCACCUACGCACAUUCGAAGUUGGUCAAUCUGGUCAUGUCUACUUGAGUACAUAUGACAAUUCUGACGGUAAUCCCUAUUUUAAUCUCAAAAAUGGAGAGCUGUUCCAUGAAAACAAGGCUGCUUCUAUUGACAAGGAUGGCGCCCUUGUUUUCGAAUCCUCUGGAUCUCCUGUCUUGAACAAUGAUUACCCUGUCGCAUGCCCUGUUCCCAAUACCAACGAUGUUUAUCAAAUCUACUACGGAAAGGGUAAUGGCAAUGCUGACUGCGUUGGUAUUUAUCCUUUGGCUGCCUUUCCUUAA